AUGGCGGGAAAAGAUUUAUCCGUAGUUUUAUUUAUCUAUAUCUGUACUGCCAUAGUAACUGUGAAUUCACAAAAUAUGACCAGGUUAGAAAAUCCACAAAUUCUGUCUCGACAAGGAACACAAGAUCAACAGCGUAGGAUAAUUGAUGGCCAACGCGUUACUUCCCUUGAUCAACGUGUUACUUCCCCUGAUCAACGUGGUACAUCCGCUGAUCAACGCAUUUCUUCCCUUGAUCAACGAGUUUCUUCCCUUGAUCAACGUAUUACUUCCCCUGAUCAACGUAUUUCUUCCCUCGACCAACGAUUUACCUCUCUAAACCCUAGAGGAAAUGACAUACAGGGAAUAACUUCCUUGCAACAACGAGGAACAGAUGCUCAGACAAUUGGUUCACAACAACGCAGGGGAAAUGGAGUUCAAAGAGUCACUUCCCCUUCUCAAAGAGGAAGCACUAUUCAACGGGGUACCUCCUCCCAACGCAGACGAAACUUAGUUCAACUUGUCACUUCCCCUCAACGCAGAGGAAAUUCAUUGCAAGGUGGCACGUCUCCUCAGGUGCGAAGAGGUGACAGUUCACGUAGAAGUUUAGUUCAGUUGCGGAGAAGUAGUCCACAGAGAAGAGCCACGGUAAAUCUACAAAACUUACAACGCAGUUCCGGAGCUAUUCCUCGGGCAAGAAACUUUCAGGAAAGUUUACGUAAUGUUCCUAGAAGGGAUCCUAGAACCGGAAUGAUAACACGUGGUUUAAGUCCCACCAGAGUGACUUCCGGUCAACAGCUACAACGCACAGGCACAAAUAUCAAUCCGCUAUGUGCCCCACCGCGCUCUAUAAGGUGUUAUUCAUGGCCUAGGAAUCAAGAUCGUCGGGGCGCUUAUAUGUGUGAUGGCAGGUGCCAGGGUAGGUCCUGCUCUAUUCCAUGCGAAUGUUCAUGUGUAGACCCUAGAUUAAUUGAAAGACUGAUGGCUAUGGGUAGAAUAAGUGGACCUGAAUUAACACCGCUUGAUCCUCGGCUAAGAGACACCAGGAGACAGAGGCUCAGAGACCGUAUUAUGGCAUUGCAAGCAGAGAGGCGACGUCGACCUCAAGUUCAGUCAGGAACUAAUUCCAAUCGCGGAGGUCAAACAAAUCAAUUGUCUCAACGCAGGCCUAAUUUCGAUUUAAAUUUUGGUAUAAGCGAUGACGUGCUUGCGACUUUAAUAGCUCAACCAGUAUUAAACGAGAUUGUUGGACCACAAGGUAUCAACCAAAUAAUUGCUGGAGAACCCCCGCCGUUACUGAUGCGUGAAGACAGAAGACAACUAUCUAGGUCACCUAUAACUAACGAAAUACCUCAACCGGAUAUCCGGGCAGUUCAAACAUCACCUCCGCGUGCUGAACCAAGAGUUGAACUUCAAACAAGGGGAAGAAGUAUGGGUAUUCCUGUACCCCUGAGCCGUCUUAAUUUUGCUCCCGGAACUGAAUCGAAUCCGGCCAUCGGAAAUAUGAGGGUAAUUAUGUCUGACAUAAGACCAUUUGAAGACCCUACAGUAGGAAUGAAUAUAGAUAUACCUAACCCAACCCCAGUGGAUGUCCCGGCUAAUAACCAGGUUACUGUGAGACAGCUUCCAGGAUCAAGUGUCCUGUUUGUUGAUCUAACCAGAUCUUCACCAAGUGCCCAAAUGAGAGGGUUGCAAACAGUAAACAGGACUUCUGUAGGCUCAAUGUCAGGGAACAAUGUUCUCAUGUCAAACGCUAAUCAAACAUUACCCGGAAGUAUUGGAAAUGGCGGGAAAUUACGUACAUUUCAAGAUGGAAGCGUUUCCGGUAUGAAUCCUCUAGCCGGUCGGACUCCCACACAAGACCAAUGUUUGUCACAGCGUACAGAGCUUUGGUGUGACCCAAAAGAGCCAUGGGAUGGGACGCCAGGGCUGUUUAGAUGGUGUCUUCUUAACUGUAGAGCAGACAAUUGUGAUAAUCAACGAUGCGCAUGCGCGUGUAUUGACGAAUUAUUAUUUAAAACUAAAUACGAGCAACUGUCAUUAAGAGUUCCUUAGUAAUUUUCAUGUAAUGUAAGAUUAUGGCUUUUUAUGAUUUGUUUGAUAAUAUUAUUUAUGAAAGAAUGUGUUAGAUGAAUAAUGAGUGUGUUAACAAGCUUUUGCAUAGUUGUUUACAGCAAAUCUGUCAUUGCCAAGAGGUCAACGUUUUAUAUCUUACGUUGGUGUAUAUCAAAUGUACUGGACUAUAACAAGGUGACAAUAUUAUGGCACAUAAAGAAUGACAAAUCGUACAUGUACUAGAAUAUAAUGAUGUAUGUAAUGAAUUUUUAACGUGAAGUGGACAUUCAUUGUAUAACUUAUCACACCGUGAAAUAUUUUGUUGAUACGUUAUUGUUAAUCACAUUUGCGUAAUUAUACAUGGGAGGGCAUACUCAAAUAGUGAAAUGAAAUGUGUUGCCUUCAUUUUUAUAUAUUCUACAUUUAUAUAUUAACAUGUA
Molecule: messenger RNA, 2471 nt
Organism: Ruditapes philippinarum (Manila clam)
Lineage: Eukaryota; Metazoa; Mollusca; Bivalvia; Venerida; Veneridae
Exons: 4
Coding region: 1-2031 (676 amino acids)
Source: RefSeq, a predicted model, not a curated record